AUGCCGCCCAAGAAAGGAGGCACGAACGACGUGGCCACAAAUGUGGUGGCAUUUGGUCGCGUGAGGAAGAAUCUGAAGAUGGGAUGUGUCGGCUUGCCGAACGUGGGAAAGAGCUCACUGUUUAAUUUGUUGACGGAGCAGAAUGCAGCAGCGGAGAAUUAUCCAUUUUGUACCAUCGAGCCGAAUGAGGCGAGGUGUGCGGUGCCUGAUGUGCGAUAUGAUUUCCUCUGCGACCUCUGGAAGCCCCCGUCGAUGUACCCUGCCUACUUGCAGGUAACAGAUAUCGCAGGUCUCAUCAAAGGAGCCUCCCAGGGCGAAGGGCUGGGAAACUCAUUCUUAUCGCACAUCCAAGCGGUCGAUGGAAUGUAUCACAUCGUUCGAGCGUUUGACAACGACGAGGUUCUUCACGUAGAUGAUUCCAUUGACCCUGUUAGGGAUUUAAAUACAAUUCAGAGCGAGCUAUGUAAAAAGGAUUUGGAUAUUCUCGCUAAGACUAUCAUCUCGGAGGAGGCAGUGGUGCGGAAAGCAGGUGGGAAAUUCAAGAUGAAUCCACUUUUCCCUAGCACAGUCGAGAAGAUCAGGGCUAUGUCAUUGAUAACUACGAAACCAAUCAUCUAUCUGGUAAAUCUAACCAUGAAAGACUACCUGCGACAGAAAUCCAAAUAUCUCCCUCUGAUCGCUAAAUGGGUCACCACUCACGGCGGCUUACCUCGUGAUAUCAUUCCAUUCUCGGUGGAGUUCGAGGAAAACGUGUACAAGAUGAAGAAAGAAGGCAAUGAGGAGGGGAUGAUCAGGUUUUUGGAGGAGAGUAAGGUAAAGAGUCGAUUGGAGAAAAUUGUUACCGAAGGUUUUACCAAAUUAGGUUUGCAAUACUACUUUACAGCAGGCGAGAAGGAAAUCAGGUGCUGGACAGUUCCUCGAGGAUGUUUGGCUCCUCAAGCUGCUGGCGCGAUCCACGGUGACUUCGAGCGCGGCUUCAUCAAAGCCGAAGUCUGCAGCUAUCAAGACUUUCACGACCUGUGUGAGGGUGGGAAGAGUAUGGGACCGAUUAAGGCGGCGGUUACGAAAGAUGUUACAUCUAAGAAAUAG
Molecule: messenger RNA, 1089 nt
Organism: Glarea lozoyensis ATCC 20868
Lineage: Eukaryota; Fungi; Ascomycota; Leotiomycetes; Helotiales; Helotiaceae
Product: P-loop containing nucleoside triphosphate hydrolase
Exons: 8
Coding region: 1-1089 (362 amino acids)
Cellular component (GO): cytoplasm
Molecular function (GO): GTP binding; ATP binding; ATP hydrolysis activity
Source: RefSeq, a predicted model, not a curated record